This is a messenger RNA of Torulaspora delbrueckii, 2451 nucleotides long. RefSeq names its product m-AAA protease subunit YTA12 (gene YTA12). Gene Ontology annotation, biological process: mitochondrial protein processing; protein-containing complex assembly. Gene Ontology annotation, cellular component: m-AAA complex; membrane. The transcript has a single exon. Lineage: Eukaryota; Fungi; Ascomycota; Saccharomycetes; Saccharomycetales; Saccharomycetaceae. The record is from RefSeq and is a predicted model, not a curated record. Gene Ontology annotation, molecular function: ATP binding; zinc ion binding; metalloendopeptidase activity. The coding region runs from base 1 to 2451 and encodes 816 amino acids.
AUGCUAAUUGCUUUCAGGCCUUGCAAAAGGGUCCUGACGAAGAGCUGGCCUCUAGCCACUCGGUCUGGGAUUCUAGUGAGGAGUCCGCUGAAGUAUAGAAGUUUCCACACUUUCAGACCCUUGCUUCUGAACAAAGAUAAUACAAGCAAUGGACAUGAUGAUAAACGUAAUGAUAAGAAAGAUGAUAAUGAGGACGCUACAGAUCGUGAUGUUGAAGCUUUGAGGGACGAAAUGAAGAAGUAUAUCGAAGAGGCGAAGAAUAACAAAUCGGAUACCGAUUGGGAAGAACGUAAGCUCAGAAUUGACAGAGAGAUCAAAAGGCUAGAAGAUACAAUCGCAAGACAGGAGGCCAGAAAAGCCAACGGAGGGAAGACGGAAGAAUCAGGUCCGUUCAGUUUCCAUUCAAGACAGGCGGAAGAGCAACAUAAGAAGAUGAAUGAGGCGAGAAAGGCCCAGGAGGAGGAAAUGAAGAAGAAACUUAAUGAUCCCAAUGCUUCUGCGUCUGAGAAUAUUGGGCUAUUCCAACUAGGUCUUACGUUUCUCCUGUUAUCCUUCGUACUGAAUAUUUUCAACACUACAGAGGAGCAAAGAGAAAUAACAUGGCAGGACUUCCGCUCCAAGCUACUGGCGAGAGGUUACGUAUCGAAAUUGGUCGUUGUAAACAGGUCUUUUGUCAAAGUAAUGCUGAAUGACACGGGCAAAAACCAACCGGAAAACAAUGGCCACGAUUUCUACUUCUUCACCAUUGGUUCUGUCGACAACUUUGAGCACAAGUUACAAAAAUCUCAGGAUGAGUUGGAUAUCGCCAAUGAUUUCAGGGUCCCAGUGGUUUACGUACAAGAAGGUAACUGGGCUCGUGCUAUGUUCCAAAUCUUACCUACUGCAUUGAUGAUUGCCGGUAUCAUAUGGCUGACACGUAGGUCGGCGUCAGCUGCUGGUGGAGGCAGAGGUGGAAUAUUUGGCAUGGGCCGCUCAAAAGCUAAGAGGUUUAACACUGAGACAGAUGUCAAAGUGAAAUUCAAAGAUGUUGCCGGAUGUGACGAAGCCAAAGAGGAAAUUAUGGAGUUCGUCAGUUUCUUGAAAGAACCUAAGAGAUACGAAAAAAUGGGAGCUAAGAUUCCAAGAGGUGCUAUUCUCUCUGGUCCUCCAGGUACUGGUAAGACUCUAUUGGCUAAGGCCACUGCUGGUGAAGCUGGAGUCCCAUUCUUCUUUGUUUCGGGUUCCGAGUUUGUUGAAAUGUUUGUCGGUGUCGGUGCUUCGAGAGUGCGUGACUUGUUCAAGACCGCUAGGGAGAACGCUCCAUCUAUGGUCUUCAUCGAUGAAAUUGAUGCUAUUGGUAAAGCAAGACAAAAGGGCAACAUUUCAGGAGCGAACGAUGAAAGAGAAAAUACCUUGAACCAACUUUUGGUUGAGAUGGAUGGUUUCACGCCUGCAGAUCAUGUUGUCGUUCUAGCUGGUACAAACAGACCAGAUGUUUUAGACAAAGCAUUGCUAAGACCCGGUAGAUUUGACAGACACGUCAAUAUCGAUAAGCCAGAGUUAUCCGGCAGACAAGCCAUCUUUGAGGUGCACAUGAAGAAGAUUAAACUGGCAAGUGAUAUCUUUGAUUUGAAAAACAGGUUAGCCGCUUUGACACCUGGUUUUUCCGGUGCCGAUAUUGCAAACGUUUGCAACGAGGCAGCAUUGAUUGCCGCCAGAAAUGACGCCAAGUCCGUGAGACUAGAACAUUUCGAGCAAGCCGUUGAAAGGGUGAUUGGUGGUGUUGAGAGAAAGUCCAAGUUGCUUUCUGCUGAGGAAAAACGAGUUGUCGCGUACCAUGAAGCUGGUCACGCCAUUUGUGGAUGGUACUUGGAGUUUGCUGAUCCAUUGUUGAAAGUGAGUAUAAUCCCCCGUGGACAAGGUGCACUAGGCUAUGCUCAAUACUUGCCCGGUGAUAUCUAUCUUCUUUCUGAACAGCAGUUGAAGGAUAGAAUGACAAUGUCGCUGGCCGGGAGAGUUUCAGAAGAAUUGCAUUUCAGCAGCGUUACCAGUGGUGCUUCUGACGAUUUUAAGAAAGUUACACGAAUGGCAACCGCCAUGGUCACAGAACUUGGAAUGAGUGCCAAGAUUGGGUGGAUCAAUUACAAGAAGCGUGACGACACAGACUUAACGAAACCUUUCUCUGAGGAGACUGCAAACAUCAUCGACGAAGAAGUAUAUAGAAUCAUUCAGGAGUGUCAUGAGCGCUGUACGAAGCUCUUGCAAGAGAAGGCUGAAGAACUUGAGAAAGUGGCUCAAUUACUACUCAAGAAAGAAGUUUUGACGAGAGAAGAUAUGAUAAGCAUGCUGGGCAAACGUCCAUUUCCUGAGAGGAACGAUGCAUUCGACAAAUAUCUCAACGACAGUGAGACCGAAAAGAUCAGAAAAUCUGAGCAAGAGAACAAGGACAAUGAUGGUGAUCAACGUACUUAA